Macadamia integrifolia is the source of this 1994-nucleotide messenger RNA. RefSeq names its product 26S proteasome non-ATPase regulatory subunit 4 homolog. Gene Ontology annotation, biological process: proteasome-mediated ubiquitin-dependent protein catabolic process. NCBI's taxonomy places the organism in Eukaryota, Viridiplantae, Streptophyta, Magnoliopsida, Proteales, Proteaceae. The record is from RefSeq and is a predicted model, not a curated record. The coding region runs from base 255 to 1463 and encodes 402 amino acids. Gene Ontology annotation, cellular component: proteasome regulatory particle, base subcomplex; cytosol; nucleus. Gene Ontology annotation, molecular function: polyubiquitin modification-dependent protein binding. The transcript is spliced from 13 exons.
CAAUGACCAUCUACUCCCCAAAACUACCCUUUAUUUUCCACUUUAUUGUCUUCGUGUCUCAGUUCUCGGGAGACUCUCUUGCGUACUACGCCUAGAACAUUCACCUCUGACGAUCGCAGAAAAGCCUCGCAUACCAUAGCGAACCCUAAUCGGUGGUAGCUUAUUUAUCUAGUUAAACCCAAGUUAUUUCCUAUAGUAACGGGGAGCUUUCUUCAAAUUUUUUUUGGUCAGGCACUAUCUUUGGAUUUUCAGCCAUGGUGCUCGAGGCUACCAUGAUCUGUAUUGAUAAUUCUGAAUGGAUGAGAAAUGGUGAUUAUGCACCUGCAAGGUUUCAAGCACAAGCUGAUGCUGUGAAUUUGAUAUGUGGAGCAAAAACACAGUCUAAUCCGGAGAACACUGUGGGAGUUUUGACCAUGGCAGGAAAAGGAGUACGUGUUUUGGUCACUCCUACGAGCGAUCUGGGCAAGAUCUUGGCAUGCAUGCAUGGCUUAGAGAUAGGAGGUGAGAUGAACUUGGCUGCUGGGAUUCAGGUAGCUCAGCUGGCUCUUAAGCAUCGCCAAAACAAAAAGCAGCAACAAAGAAUUAUUGUUUUUGCUGGAAGUCCUGUCAAACAUGACAAGAAAUUAUUGGAAGCAAUAGGAAGGAAAUUAAAAAAGAAUAGUGUGUCUCUUGAUAUUGUUGAUUUUGGUGAAGAAGAUGAUGGGAAGCCAGAGAAGCUGGAGGCUCUCCUUUCUGCUGUGAAUAACAAUGAUAGCAGCCACAUUGUUCAUGUUCCUGCCGGUCCCAAUGCUCUUUCUGAUGUUCUUAUAAGCACACCCAUAUUUACUGGAGAUGGGGAAGGAGGAAGUGGUUUUGCAGCCGCUGCCGCAGCAGCAGCUGCAGCAGGGGGUGUGUCUGGAUUUGACUUUGGUGUGGAUCCCAACUUAGAUCCUGAACUAGCUCUUGCCCUAAGGGUUUCAAUGGAAGAGGAGAGGGCAAGGCAAGAAGCUGCUGCAAAAAGGGCUGCAGAGGAAGCUUCCAGACAAGAAAAAGGAGAACAGCCAUCGAAUUCACAGGAUACAACUAUGACUGACCGUGGUAGCAUUAUGGCUCCUGAAGCAGGAAAUAAAAGAAAUGAUCUAAUGGAUGAUGAGACUGCAUUAUUAGAGCAGGCUCUUGCAAUGUCCAUGGAUGAUCCUAAGUCUGGUCACUCAGCGGAUUCAGAUAUGUCUGAGGCAACUGCAGUGGAUCAAGAUUUGGCUUUUGCCCUUCAAAUGUCUGUGCAAGAUAAUGUGAAUGAUUCAGCAACUCAGACAGAGAUGACCAAGGCGUUGGGCGACCAGUCUUUUGUGUCGUCUAUACUUGCUUCGCUUCCUGGAGUUGACCCAAAUGACCCAUCCGUGAAAGAUUUGCUUGCAUCACUGCAGGGCCAGUCUGAGCCAAAGGAAGAAGAGAAGAAGCCACCAAAUGAGGAGGAGAAGUGAUGGGGUUGAUAGCUGCUGUGUCUGAGGUAAGAGAGCUUGUGAUUGUGGUUAUGGUGGGGCAUUGAAGGUUAAUAAGGAUUGGAACGCAAACUUAUCUAUAGUUGUAUGGCCCUCAACAUUGCUUAAAAGUUCAGAAUUACGUUCUUUCUACAAAGCAGCUUCGUUAAUUCUUCUUUUUUUUUUUUUCACCCCAUUUUUAAUAUAUGUUUCAAUAUAUGUAGAUUAAUAUUUGUCGUACAGGUAUUAUGGGGACAAGUCUUUCAUGAUUGGAAAUAGAAUAUUUGGAAACCAAAGAAUGCCCCUUGUGCUAUUGAUCCUUGUGACGCAGCAGCUGUUGCUUUCUUUGUUUAGAUUAAAAGGGUUGGUCUUUGGAAGACGAUGAAAAGUCAGGAGGUUGUCUAAACUGAAUGUUUUUACUUUCCGAUACAAUCUUCAUAUCCUUAUAUGUUUCUUUGACACAUGCACUUGUAAUUAUUGAAUUUAGUUCUUUAAUUUGUGUUUGCCAUUUUGGGCAGCAGCUGAGUGCCAAAA